Molecule: messenger RNA, 2680 nt
Organism: Pseudomyrmex gracilis
Lineage: Eukaryota; Metazoa; Arthropoda; Insecta; Hymenoptera; Formicidae
Product: armadillo repeat-containing protein 8-like
Exons: 8
Coding region: 542-2611 (689 amino acids)
Biological process (GO): proteasome-mediated ubiquitin-dependent protein catabolic process
Cellular component (GO): GID complex
Molecular function (GO): protein binding
Source: RefSeq, a predicted model, not a curated record
UGUUCACCAACAAACCACUCGCGGGGACAUGAGUGAAAAAAUUGCGGGGAACUUUGCUUGUAUUGGCAACACUGCUCGCUGCUGUACUUCGUGUUGUAUUUGUCCGUCGCAUAAACGUUUUUACUUUUACCUUGCUCUUGCAGAUGUUCGCUCGUCAUUGUGACUGAUCACUAGAUAGAGUGAAUGUGAUCAAACAUUACAGAACAAAAUUGUUUGGGAAAACACACAGUUUUCUUGUAUUUCUUCUUCCGCAAAACUUUGACAACGAGAGCGCAAAAGCAUUAGGAAACUUGCCGCAAUAUUUCAGUGCGGUUGUCCGUGACAUUGGCAUCAUUGGCAAAUCGAGCUUCUUUUAGAAGCGAGAACGCGGAGUUGCAGUUUUCCUGGCACGGUUGGGUGCGUUCAUCAAAUCCGAAUCUCAUGAUUCACAUGUUAUAAACGUUCUAUAUAAUUCGCGAACACGGUACUUUUUGCAAUUGGAACAUUUUGCGACAGUUAUUGAAUAAUUCAAUCAAUUUACGAGAACACAACGAACACAACAAUGGUCUCAGUGAUGCAGCCGUACAUGGAUAUUGAGAGUUCCAGGAGCUACAUUGAUGAACUCUAUUCAUCUGAUCCACAGAAAUGUCUGGAUGCAAUUAUAUGCCUGAAGAAUUCUGUGAUUGGCAGUAACAGACAAAAAGGCUCAGUUAUAGCUCAGGGUGUUGUUCCUCGACUGUUGCAAUUGCUUGGAGAUACAUCUGGUGCUGUCAGUGAUCAUAUAAGAUUAGAAUCAGCUGUGACAUUGGGCUCUUUAGCCAAGGGUACAGAUCAACAUGUAUUAGCGCUUAUAGAUUUGGGUGUAGUCCCAUUGCUUCUCCAAGUUCUGCUUUCUUCAUCAAAUUUGGAAAUAUCUAUGGACGGCAAGACAAAGGUACUAGAUCAAUUGAAUGAGGCCUGUUUGCGAUGUCUGCGCACACUAUUCCAGCAUUCUGCAGCACCAGUUCAUUCCAUUUACCAAGAUCCUGCAUUGGUGCCACGGAUGUUAGCUUUGGCGAGUAGAUCUGUUACCUGUCAAGUUUGUGUUGCAACAAUCUUAACUACAGCAUGUAAGACCGCAGAAGAACAAAAUGCUCUAUCCAAAGGUGGAGCAGUAGAAACUCUUGCAAUGCAGUUGGAUUCUCCUCUGGCUGAUGUUCAGUUGCCAGCUCUAGCCUGCUUAGCAAAUAUGUGUUAUCAGAAUCAUAUGGUAUCCGCCAUGGUCGCUUCCGCAAGCACAAGCAAUACUGUUCACGGCAGAUUAGUACCUGUAGCGCUAGGCCAAUUAAUGGGACGCGAAAAAAGUUCAUUGAUACAACUUGAAGCUGCCAGGUGCAUUGCGUAUAUGCACAGGGCUGGCGCAUUACCUGCUACUGACCCGCGAGUGGUCUAUCGUGCUUUACCUUGUCUUGUUAGACUAUGUCAUCGAGAUCGACCACCACGCGAGAGAGUUGCUGCGGCUGAGACACUCGCAUAUCUCACUGAAGUCGAUACAGAUCUUCAGCGUUUAGCGUCUAUCAGUAAUCAUUUGAUACCAACACUGGCGGAACUGCUGAGACCACACCCACAAAUACAAGAUGCAACACUAACGCAAGAUAUGCGACAAGCCGCAUUUAGAGCAUUUGCAUCUCUUGGUGCUAAUGACGAAGAUAUUCGUAAGCGUAUCAUCGAGACAGAAAGUCUUAUGGAACAAGUUGUCUCUGGUCUUCAGGAUCCUGGCGGAUCUCGUGUUCGUUUAGCCGCAGUUAGAUGUCUGCACUCUCUCUCGAGAAGUGUGCAACAACUUCGCACUACGUUUCAAGAUCAUGCAGUGUGGAGACCGCUCAUGCAGUUGCUGCACGGAGCAGAUAAAGGGUUGGAGGGUAGAGGCGAAAGUGAAGAUGAUCUAUUAACUGUCGCCUCCGGUACUUUAUGUAAUUUACUGUUGGAGUUUAGUCCAAGCAAAGAACCGAUUCUCGAAUCUGGCGGGGUAGAAUUAUUAUGUUCUCUUACUAAACGCCCCGACCCCGCACUUCGACUGAACGGCAUUUGGGCCCUAAUGAACGUGGCUUUCCAAGCGGAGCAACGUAUAAAGUCACAAAUACUCUCGUGCUUGGGCACCGAUCAAAUCUUUCGUCUUUUGGCCGAUCCAGAGUUAGGUGUUUUGAUGAAAACACUGGGCCUGUUGCGAAAUUUGCUCUCUACUAAAGCUCAUAUAGAUCGUAUCAUGGGCGAGCACGCUGCUCAUGUUAUGCAAGCCGUCAUUCUAGUAUUGGAAGAUCCAGUACACCCGGCGGACGUCAAAGAGCAAGCACUUUGCAUUUUGGCGAAUGUGGCGGAUGGUGAUCGAGCUAGAGAUCACAUAAUGGCUAACGAUGAUGUGCUUAAGAAACUUAGAGAUUACAUGAUGCAUAGCAAUGUGAAGCUGCAAGUUGCGGCUACUUUCUGUAUUCAGAACUUAGUAUGGAAAGAUGAUCCUGGCUCCAUACAACGGCAGGCGCGUUUGAAAGAAUUAGGAGUUUAUCAUAUCUUGCAACAACUAUAUAAUUCGAAAGAUGAUUCUCAACUGUUAGAGAAAGUUAAGACUGCCUUAGCGCAAUUUAUUGAUGCUUGAAAACUUGGAACGUAAUGCCGACAAAGGGAUUAGGUCAUGAUUUACAGUGUCGUUUUUUUUUUUUUUUUA